Messenger RNA from Ziziphus jujuba (common jujube), 831 nucleotides. Its product is annotated as monothiol glutaredoxin-S10. The transcript has a single exon. Bases 203 to 511 code for a protein of 102 amino acids. Lineage: Eukaryota; Viridiplantae; Streptophyta; Magnoliopsida; Rosales; Rhamnaceae. The record is from RefSeq and is a predicted model, not a curated record.
AUCCAAUUCCAUCUCAGAACAACAACUUCUCUUGCAAACCUUCAUUACCAACACUAAUUCAAUAUCCAAUAUUUCCUACCCUUUUUUUUUUUUUUCUUUUUCUCGCUUCCAAAACAAACUUCAAUCACAUCAAUUCCUUAACCUACAUUUUUGAUACCAAAGUCACAUUUUCUUCUACUUAGACUCGUUAAUUUUCUUCGAAAUGGAUCGAGUAGCGAAAUUGGCAUCGCAAAAGGCGGUAGUGAUCUUCAGCAAGAGCUCAUGCUGCAUGUCCCAUGCAAUCAAGAGAUUGUUUUAUGAACAAGGGGUUAGCCCUGCUAUCUAUGAACUCGACGAGGAUUCGAGAGGUAAAGAAAUGGAGUGGGCUAUUAUGCGUCUCGGGUGCAACCCUUCUGUUCCGGCCGUGUUCAUUGGUGGGAAAUUCGUUGGCUCGGCCAACACGGUCAUGACACUUCAUCUUAAUGGCUCGCUUAAGAAAUUGCUCAUAGAUGCUGGAGCCAUCUGGCUUUAGCAAUUCAAAGUUCAAACCAUGGACGAAUAACAAUAGUACUAGUAAUUCAACAAGUGCUCUCAGUGUGUCCCAACUAAGGCUAACUCAGUUGGAUUUUCUUUUUCACUUUAAAAUCCAGCGGCUUCACGAAGUACAUUGUAUGGAUAAAAUAACACAUCUAUAUAUAUAUAUAUAUAGAGUCUUACCAUAUGGUGUCAAAUGUAAUUAUAUAUAUUAAAUAUGACACUCUUUUGAAUGUACAACUUUCUGUUACAUAAUCAUAAAUGUAAACUUUUGGAGAUAACUAAUUAUGUAUGUGUAUUAAUUAAUUUGUUUACGUA